Cinara cedri is the source of this 5552-nucleotide messenger RNA. NCBI's taxonomy places the organism in Eukaryota, Metazoa, Arthropoda, Insecta, Hemiptera, Aphididae. The record is from the annotation of a GenBank genome assembly.
AACCGGUGACAAUUAAUACACAAGUGAACCGAGAUCGUCGACAUAGUGAAUCAUAACGUCGAGUUGUGUAUAAAAUAAUACUCUUAUAACACUCGGAAUUAUUAUAGGUCCUAUUAUUAUACGUCUUCCAAAAUACAGCGUUGUUCAAUCAAAAAAAAAAAAAAAAACGGUAAAACUCAUUCCGAAACUCGGACAGUUUGAUAAUACAUUUUUUUUUUCGGCGGAUUUUGUUUCAAAACUCGGCGUUGCCAAUGCGACUUCCGUCGGAUCCAACAUUAAUAUUCUGAAGAUGGACGUGUAAAAGUACCUGUCAUAUUUGAUAUCAAUAAGGAACAAUGUCGCAAUCAAAUCGGCCGUGUUUCGUUAUCCAGCGCAAUCUCGAUAUUUUUUUUUGUACGACAACUUUUCAACGGGUUCAAUUGAAACGUUCAGUUGAAUUUUUCGGAAUGCGCGGUUUAUAUUCUCGUCUGUCCAAAAACAAUAAUAUUACCGUAGAUAAAACAAUAUCUCCGGACGGAUAUUGUGUUGAGUUAAUGGCCGCGGGUCUAUGACCGAGACCGUUAACAGCGUCGUUUCGACCGGCCACGGUGUUUUGAACCGGUUUCCCGCAAGUGGAUUGGUCAUGGUCUUUUUGAACCAACUACCGUAAUUGAUUUUUUAUAAUAAUAUAGGUAUUUAUUAUUAUUAUUAUUAUUAUAGGUGAAUCAUUAAAUUCAACGCGAUUGCCCGUCGAUUGCCUCCGUGAAAGAAAAUAACGAAAAAACUGUUUCGUCUUUGCGCAUCGUUCGAAUCGACAUGACGUCGCGCGCCUCUGUCGAAACGUAAAGUUAAUUUGGCCGUACACGGAAUCACGCAAACGUCGCACUUCGAGCAGGUAAGUCACGCAUCCGCUCGCGAACAUUUGAUUGCAUUUUUAUUCCGUUCGAUAUCCGGUAUUAAGUGGCCGUUUUAUGCCCGCAUCUAUACUGUCUCGGUCCAACUACCAUGCAAAAACAAUGCUUACCGCAGAAUAAGUAAAACUGGCCUAAUUUCGAUUUUAGAGUACGUAAUUACGUAUCUAUUAUGUACACGUGUGGAGAACAAUAAUUCGGAGAGAAUGUCAUAGGGAUUUUGUAUUGUUAAAAGUAUGCAAUUCUAUAUCAAAUGUACAAAAACUUUUUUUUUUUUUUCAAAUAACUAACUUUUUCAAUGGUUCAUAAUUCAAAAAAACACCCAUGACAUUACCUCCGAAAUAUUGUUGUCUAUACAUUUUUCUCAAUAGGUAUUUUUAAUGUUAAAUCAAAAUUAAGGUGGUUUUACUCAUUCCACGUAAGCAUUGUUUCUGCGUGUUACCCGGUUGUUAGACUGAGACUGCAAUAAAUACGGGUAUAACGCUCUUUUAAAUCGCGAGUUUUUUCCUCGCUUUAGUCACAGCGUCGUUUGUCAUUUGUAUUGUUGUAGAGAGUGGCGUCGGGUCUUUAAAAACCGGCGGUUCAAAUCAUCUUCGUUUAGAACUCACAAAACGCCCCACCCACCAAAUGACCCAUUGACCGAUAGACAAUUACUUAUCAAAAUAUAUACCUGACAAACGGGUGUCAAUUCAAUUAAUUUAGUGUAAUUAUUGCUAUUGAAUUAUGUACUUACCACCCAGGCACAGCAAUCAUCACUCACACGAUUCAGGUGGUUCGUUUGAAUAUGUUUUAGAUAGAAAAAAAAAAAAAAAAAACGGAAAUUCUAAAAUAUUAGAUUCGGAGCGUAACGAGGAGCGUCCGUAAACAAAUUUUCGAAAAGCAAUUUUGCUCCGAUGUAUGGAGUAAUAACAGUGUUUUUUCUGAAAGGAAACUUUCGUCCGUUCGGAUAACCGCGUCUUUCAGAUUAGGAUUUAGGACUGUGUUUUAUAAUAUAGUUGGAACUCGUUAAUCCGAAAAUUGGGCUAAUGCGAAUAUUAUGGUUAAAUACAUCGAUUAAGUUUGUCACUUUGUCUGUUGUUAUAAUAGGCGCAUAUUAUGGGAACCAGUGUUCAAAAAAAUAAUUAAACUCGAUAUUUAAAUUAACGAACAUCAAUAUGUAUGCAGUUUAUUAUAAUAAUACUAAUUAUUAUUAUAAUUGCAUGUACUUGUGUUCAUCGUCUUUUUCAAUUACAGAUAAAAAUUAAUUUUUAACCUUAAAUUGCAUUCAAAUUCAUAUUUUUUUUUUUUUUGUAAAAUAAUAGGGAAUCCGAACGACCCUUUUCCCCAAACCCGUUCGGAUUAACAAGACCGUAUUGUAAUUAAAUAUGAUAAACUUAAAUAUUAUGUAAACAUAAUAGUACACGCGGACAUAAUGGUAUUGGGUAUAACAUAAAAGACGGACAAACUCCGCACGAUGGGUGGGUCACUGUUGUAGGUGAAAAGUUGGGAAGGUAUGCAGCAAUUAACCAUAGCUAACGAAAAACGAUUCUGUUCGGUUAACAGUGUUGUUUUUGCUUUUCAAACUUUGAUAUUAAAAAUUCUUAUAAAAAAAAAUUCUGUAUUGCACUCAAUUUUUUUUUUUUUGUACACAAUAUACGACUUAUAAUGAACCUCCUGUUGAAUUUUCUAGCAUUUCUGUUUGGUCUAACAAUUUUAUCUACGGAGCACUAACCGAACAAAAAUUACCUAAAUAAUUCAUACAGUCGCGUCCACUGAAUAUUAAGAAUUUGAACGAUUCGGAAUUAUAAAAAGUAGAUACAAUUUACAAAAAUGUAAUUAAAAAUAAAUAAAUCGUUUUUUGUGGCCUACUGAAAUUUUCUCGGUGGACCUCGUCGGUUCAACACGACGCAAAAUAGUUUUUUCUAUACCUAAUCGAAUAUUAUAUGCAAUGAAGCCGUUAAUCACACAAUGGUAUUUAAGGGUUCACAUUUAAGCAAUUACAAUGACAUUAUUUUUUUAAUAUAGUCGAUAUCGCGAGUUUAUUUUAUUGUGUGUGAUUGUGUAAGAAACUUAAUCGUUUACGGAAAAACGUCGAAUUUUCCACAAAAGUAUGAAUCAUAUGUUUACCUGGCGAAAAAAAUGACAAUAAUAUUGUUAUUGACACAUAUUUAGCAAUGAUAUUAUAAUUCCGGUGCCCCCAUAUGACUGCAACAAAUAUUAUCGACAUUUAAACAAAUUAUAAUUUUAAAAUAAAAUUAAAUUCGGUCUUAUAAUUGGUUAAUUAUCAAUAGAGUAUAAUAGUUAAUUAUGUUUAUACACGUUUAUUUUUAAAUAAUGAAUAGCAAACAGUACAGUAGGUACCGAACUGUACUAUUUGCUCAUGCAGUUUUACUCGUUAUUAAUUGUUAAAAUAUGUUUACACAGUUCUAUGCAAUAUUAAUUGGCCAGAUAUGAAUUGAUUGUCAGUACAUCAAAAAGCUGAUAAACCUGGUCUGACAGACCAUAGCGGAAACAAUAUGAAUGGAGUACUUGGAAUAUUUUUCUCGGCGUUUUUAAUCCGAGCCAGAUUCCUCCAUGUGGGUAAGUAAAGUUCAAUACAUGUUUAACCAUCGUUAAAUUAACAUUGGUAUUUAUUUUACAACAGUUAAACAGCCAAUUGGUAUCGGUUGUGAUAUACACAUCAACAGUGAAAUUUCACAUAAACAGCCACUGGUCCUGAAAGAAAUUCAAGGAAACGAAAAAGGUUAUGCAUUUGACGAACCUGACGUGGAAGAUGAUAUGUUUUUCAAAUCGGGUGAAAGCGUGUUGCUGGCGUGUCCCGGAAGUGGUUUUCACGAUAGUAAUAAUACCGAAUUAAGAGUAAACUGUGUUCAGUUGAGAGGAUUCCGUGAUGAGAUUAACAAAGAAGAGCGAUCGUUUGAGCAAUUUAAGUGCAAUCGUCUUCCAGAAUCAAAAUUGAAGAGGGAAGGCCAGUGUGCUGGCAAUAAAAGUGCGUUUGCGAUCGGUUUCGAAGUGCGCGAGGCAUUUGUCAAAAUUAUAGACUUAUGUUUUGACGAAGAUACAAACUCGGCGUUAUACGCAGUACACAAACUAACGCCAAACAUAACAGGGUCAGUAAACAUAAAUAUACCUAACACAUUUUGUUAAUGUUGUUAAAUAGAACGAACGUAUUGUAAUAGCGAUUAAAAUAAAUACAGCUCAUUCUGAUUUUUAAGUGGCUUCAAAAGGUUUCAAAAGAAUUACGAGUUUCACAUAAAUAUUUAAUUGUCAGAUUAGUAUAUUAGUAUUUACAUAAAUCGUUGUCCUAAACAUUUCUCAGGUAAAAUAAUAUUAUUAUGUUUACCAUGAAAUGCACACUGCGAACAGUAUUUAUUAAAGCACUAAUGAUUUUUUGUCGGACCUUUACAUUAUUCAUAUAAUACAUUAGUGGACCUGUGGACGAAAGGUUGAGCAUGGAUAUCUACGGCCAUUUAACCAAGUUAUUACUGAGGGUAAAUUCGGGAAUACAUUUGUAAUUAAUUAUAAGUUACCUACAGGACUGUAAUAGUUGAAUAACACUCUUAAAUAGUUAACGUUUUAUCAAACGCUUAAUAAUUUAUAAACAUUUUCAUUUUAUUUUUUUUUUACGAAUUCCUUUAAAACUGAAAACAUUUAAAGUUAGUGUAGUAAAAAUACAUACCUAAAGUUUAAACCGAAUUAAUAAUUAUUACUAUAUAUAAUUCUAUGAACUUAUCGCUGUAGUUUAUGGAAGUAUAGAGAAAAAUAAUAAUUGUAAUAAUUUUAUCAUCUUCCUCGUGUAUUUUUUUAUCUUAUAAUUUUUUAAUAGUUUUUUCAGUUAAUCAGUAUUGCGUAAUUUUAGGUCCCAAAAAGAUGGUUACCGGAUAAGCUUCAAAGAAGGUGGCUUAUUCCCGAGUUUUUCGGCCAAUGUUGCAUACAACCGCGAUCAUCAGAAAUAUAUGUUUUCUAAAAUAAUAUCAAGAUCUGUAGCCAACCAAUACAUCAACAACUAUGCAUUUUUUGCAAGAGGUCAUCUAGCGCCAAGGGCUGAUUUUAUAUUUGAUUCUCAACAGGCAGCGACAUUUUACUAUGCUAAUGUAGGGCCUCAGUGGCAAUCGUUUAACAAUGGAAACUGGGAAAAAUUAGAAUCGGCCAUCAGAAAGUUUGUCAUCAAUAAGCAACUGGAGUUGAUAGUUUAUACAGGAACUUAUGGUAUGUACGAAAUCAACGGUAAAAAGAUGUUUUUAACCUAUGAUGCAGCUGAGCAGUAUAAGAUUCCGAUUCCGCAGAUAUUUUGGAAAAUCUUGUACGACGAAAAGAAUGAGAGGGCUGUGGUUUUUGUCGGGCUCAACGAUCCAUAUGGCGACCCGUAUGAUAAUCCAGCUAAGAAAAUAUGCUCUGAAGAUAUAUGCCAUUUAAUUAGUUGGGUGUCUUUUAAACCGAAUCCAAAGAACGGCCUAAUGUAUUGUUGUGAAUUUUAUGAUUUUAUUGAAACAGUGAAAUUUCUUCCUCCGAUUGGAAUCGUGAACGAUGUACUCUACAAUUAAUAUAUAUGUGUAUAAUUUUUUUUAACACCUGACAAAAUUAAGAAUAAUCGCAGUUACUUAAUUAUAAACCCAUAUAAAUUAUAUGGAUUUGUUUUUAAUGUAAUCGAAUUACUAUUAUAAUAGGGUUAGGACUUAUGAG